AUGUUUGAAGAAAUAUAGCUUAGUGGAAUCAAUGCCAAAGAAAUAGCAUCUUAAUCUAAUAUUACCUUAAUUGGUAAUUAGGUUGAAGAACAUUAUAAAUGCACAGACUCAUCUAUUACUUAAUAAAUUGAAGACAUAAUUUAUGUUGUGUAUGUUUAAUUAUGUAUUAAUCAAUAGAAAGGUUUCGAAUGGAUAGACUGUUUCAAUUCAUAAAUAUGAUAUGAAGGAUUUAUUUCAUAAGUAAAUAACAUUAACAAGUGAGUACCUCAAUUUUUCUCAUUUAAUUACUCAAAAUGGUUGUCUAAUAAUGAGGGACAAUGACACUCCUUAUUUAUUAGUUGUUACACAAACAGGAUAAAUAUUUUAUAAGAAUUUCAUUUCUAAUACAUAAACCAUUAUUAAGAAUUUAAUGGUUGAUAAUUAAAGAUUUGUGUGUCUAGCUAAAUCACUCAUAAAUUAUAAUUAAAUUAAAUUUUAUGUAUUAAGUGAUGUUGACUUAUUAUAUUUUAUAACAAUUGAUGUAAGAAAAGGAGAAAUUGUAAAAAGCAAAUAUCAACUAAGUUUUGGUACCAAUUUUUUAAAUAAAUUUUUUGGCAAUCAAACUAAUGAUUGGAAGACUGCUUUUUAAAUUAAUGAUAAAUAAAUUAUUCACUAUUCUUUUUAAACAUAAUUUCAUUUGUUAGAAAUUAAAGGAACAGAUUUAACAACUAAGUAAUUAUCAAUCGAAGAUAAUAUUAAGGUUAAAUAAAUUGAAGUUUUUUAACAUAAACCAAAUGGUUAAAUUACAAUGUGUUAUUUACAAUAGAAUCAAAUGAAAAUCUAUUCUCUUAUUGGGAAUUAAUUAAGAAUUAAUUGUGUUAUAACAAAUUUAGAUUUCUUAUAAAAUAUAACUUUUAAUAUUAGCAGCAUCUAAAAUACUAUUAUUUUAAUUUAAGGAAAUGAAAUUUAUUAUUUAUCUAAUGAAAAUAAUACUUUUGAAUUAAUAAAUUCAAAUAAAAAUUCUGUUUUAGGUUUUAUUAAUUAAGACGAUUAAUUGUUAUUGUUUUAUAAAAAUCAUAUUUCAUUUAUAAAUUAGGUCUCAGACCAGAUAAGUAAGAGAUAAUAUGAAUUAAGACAAAAAAUAUAUAAAUUUAAAAAGGAUGUAGAAAAAUAAUAUAAAUUAAAAGAUGAAGAGUUAAUCUUAUAAUCAAUAUCCAUAGAUUAUUAUGUAGAAAAUAAAUUUGACUAAUUCUAAACCCUAAUUAAAUUUAUGCAUCGUAAUUUUGAUUAAAAGAGAAUAAUAUAGUUGAUGAAACAAUAAUAAAAUAACUUUUUCAUAGAAGACUUUAUGAAUGAAUUAAUGGAUGAUUUGGAAGAUAUUUAUUACUAUUUGAAACCAACAAUUUAAAUGUUAGAUUUGGAUUUUAAUUAAACAUACACUUAAUUGAUUAAAUAACUAAAUUGUUUAGAUCAAUUCUUAUUGUCUAUAUUUUAUGAUAAAUUCUAAAAUUCAUAUGAUAACAGACAAGAUUAAUGGGUGAAAUUUUCAUUGCUAAAAUCUAUUGUGAUAAAUCAACUAAAAGACUAUUAUUAUAUGUAUUUGGAAAUCUAUUUAGGUUUGACUGUUCUUGCCAAUAUUUUUAAUAUUUAAGUUGAUCUAUAACAUGAUCACAAACUAUUUUAUGAUACAAUACUUUUAUUAAUUUUAUUUUAGGAUAAGUCAUAUGUAUCAUUUUAAGAUUUACUAAAAAAGUAAUUUUAUAUAAUAUCUAAUGAUAUUUAAAUAUAAAAAUUAAAUUCUAUUCAAAAUAUCAUUUAUAGAUUUAUAAAUUUAAUCUAUGGUGAAGUAUACAGAGAUUUUGCUAUUCCAGAAGAAUUAUUAAGUGAGGCUUUUGUAUAAAAUUAGAAAAAAUCAUUAAUUAAUUAAAAUAAUGCUAAGGAUUUAAUUAGAUAUUGCAGAGUGAGUUAAUAAAUUGGAUUAUAAUAGCAAAAUAUCUUAUAAUUUAUAAAUGAAAAUGAGGACCAAUAUCAAGAGUUAAAAUUGAGAAUCUCUUUUUACUUAUAAAAAUAACAAAAUCAAUUUGGAGAAGAUGAUUAGUAAAUAAUAUUAAAGAAAUUGAUAAGUUAUGCUAUAAAAUAAGAACAAUAUUAACUUUUGUUUUAAAUCCUUAAUAUGAAUGAAACGAAAUAAAUUAAUGAAUAACUAUCAUUAAUGAUUGAUAGUGAUUAAUUAUUGAAAUGCUAAUUAAGUAAUAUAUAAAUUAUCUAUGUUAGAUUCAAGAACAACUGAUUAAAUAGCUGAAUUAUUACUUCAAUAUUCACGUGAAAGAUGCAAUAAUUUGAAAAAAGCUGAAAAAAUACUUCAAUAUUUUAGUUUUCUAAUGAAGCAAGAAUCAAAAGGAAAGGUAUAGAAUUAUAAAAUAAAAAAAGGCUUUUACAUUAUUGUUUGAGUAUGUGGUAAAUUUAGAAAUCUUGUUAUUUUCUUUAAAAUAUAAGGAUGUUGCUUAUGGAGUGAGAAUUUAAUUAGAUUAUAUAAAGUUAUUAUUAAAUUAGAUGGAGUUAUAAAGUUAAUAAGAUUAAUUACCUUAUUCAAAAUAAUUAAUUUGUAAAGUUAGUGAUUAAAAUUAUGAAUAAUUUUAGAAUCCAAGCACAAUAAAUGAUAAAUCUGAGAUAAAUUUAACAUCUCCGAGAAAUAUUAGAAUAGUAAAUUAAGAGCAGAUAAUAAAAUUUUAAAAAUAUAAAGAAAUUUAAAAUUUUGUUUGUGUUAAUUAUACACCAUAUGCUUAACUAAAUAAAGUAGUAGAACAAUUGAUUUUUAAUGGAAAUUUAAAUAAAUUGAUUUAAGUAUUUGAAUUAAAUUUGGAUCCUAAUUUUGAGAGGAACAUUGUGUUUUUUUAUUUUUCUAAUGAGGGAUAAAGAUUUGAACUAUUAAAUAAAGCGAGAAAGUUUUUAAGUUAAAAAGAGUUUUCAAUAGUUUUAGCUUAGAUUUCUGUAGUAUGUAAUUUGAAUUUUGAAAAGUGCAAAGAGUUAUUUAAGAUGGCAUAGAGCUAAGAAUACUUUUUAUAAUAUUUAAUAAACGUUGAUAAGGAAUCAAUCGCUAAAAUGAUAAUUUGA
Paramecium sonneborni is the source of this 3093-nucleotide messenger RNA. NCBI's taxonomy places the organism in Eukaryota, Ciliophora, Oligohymenophorea, Peniculida, Parameciidae. The record is from the annotation of a GenBank genome assembly.